This is a messenger RNA of Parnassius apollo (apollo), 471 nucleotides long. The record is from the annotation of a GenBank genome assembly. NCBI's taxonomy places the organism in Eukaryota, Metazoa, Arthropoda, Insecta, Lepidoptera, Papilionidae.
AUGUCUUCUCCGCCACCAACGAAGCCCCCUCGGGGCGUAAAACAAGGAAAAGAAACUAGCGGUCUCCUAAUGUCUGUUAUACGGACCUUAUCAGCAAGUGAGACAAAUGAGCAACGUGAAAAAGAGAGGGCUAAGCUGGAAAAGGAGUACAAAAAGAGUGAUGCCAGACUUGAUGAGCUAGUUGCUGCACAUUCACAAGAAAUUACAGAAGUCAUGCAGGAACUGUUCCAUACCCAUAAAUCAAUUAUUAAAAUAGCUUUAAGAUAUUACGUCACAGGCAGUCACUUGCUUGCUGCGGCGGAUAUGGGUGGCGUUAGUUUGGCUCCGUCCAGCCGGAUAGUAAAGAUCUUCUCAAGCAAUUGUAUCCCUACGUCGAUAGUUCAUCAUUUUCCAAUACAAAUAGAGACCAAGACAGUUGACAUAGAGUUCUAUGGUAUAGCUAGAUUCCCUAAUGUACUAUUGCUGUAUUGA